UCUUGUAUCUCGUGUUGUAGCAUGAAAUGGUAUAAACAGUAUGCGACAUUCAUAAAUCUUAAGUAAAUCAUUUGAUAAUAUAAAUGGAAGAAGUGUUUUUCCUGAUAUCAAGUAAAAUACGACGUAAAAAUGAGUGCACGAAUUAGUACAAAUACUGUAGAGUCAAGAAAAAUGAAUGAAGAAUCUUCAACAAAACGGGCUAUAUUAACAGUUAGUUUGGUAUUCGUUGCAUCACUAACUGCUUUGUCUUAUGUCUAUAUGAGUUUUCCAGAAUUAGCAGAGGAAGAAAAACAAUAUAUGAAAUUACCCUUUCAUAUAGAAGAUGCAAAAAAUCUUGGAAAAUUAUUAGGGAGAUAUAAGGAUCUCUAUUAUUUUGAAGUACUGGCAGGACUCUUUGUUACUUAUAUAUUUUUGCAAACAUUUGCAAUUCCUGGAUCUAUUUUCCUAUCUAUAUUAUCUGGAUUCUUAUUCCCAUUUCCUAUAGCACUUUUACUAGUAUGUACAUGCAGUGCAGUUGGUGCAACGCUUUGUUAUCUUCUGUCAUCGUUAUUAGGAAGAAAGUUAUUAUAUAAAUAUUUCCCAGAAAAAGCUAAUGAAUGGACAGUGAUGGUAGCUAAGCAUAAAGAUCAUCUUUUAAAUUAUAUGCUAUUUCUUCGAAUAACACCACUCCUACCUAAUUGGUUCAUAAAUUUAGCUAGCCCUGUAAUAGGAGUCCCUAUAGUACCUUUCACAGUGGGCACCUUUUUUGGUGUUGCACCACCAUCAUUUGUUGCAAUACAAGCAGGACAAACAUUACAUAAUUUAACGUCGUCUAGUGAUGCAUGGUCCUGGAAUAGUAUGAUUAUUUUAUGUAUUUUUGCAUUGCUUUCUUUAGUACCUGUGUUAUGCAAACAAAAACUCAAAGAAAAGUUUGAAUAAAUUGGUAGUGAUAAUUAUUUAUAUUGUGACAUUCCCCAGUGCUGCUUGCUGGAGAUGCAUUUUAUGUUCCUAUUUAGGAAUAUAUCAUGUUAAUAAAGUAAUUAUUAAGAAA
Molecule: messenger RNA, 1030 nt
Organism: Vespa crabro (European hornet)
Lineage: Eukaryota; Metazoa; Arthropoda; Insecta; Hymenoptera; Vespidae
Gene: stas
Product: transmembrane protein 41 homolog
Exons: 4
Coding region: 130-918 (262 amino acids)
Cellular component (GO): endoplasmic reticulum membrane
Source: RefSeq, a predicted model, not a curated record